This is a messenger RNA of Candida tropicalis MYA-3404, 1707 nucleotides long. RefSeq names its product putative hydrolase (gene ARX1). The coding region runs from base 1 to 1707 and encodes 568 amino acids. The transcript has a single exon. NCBI's taxonomy places the organism in Eukaryota, Fungi, Ascomycota, Pichiomycetes, Serinales, Debaryomycetaceae. The record is from RefSeq and is a predicted model, not a curated record.
AUGCAACUUGCUAUUCGUCAAGAAGAUGCUGACAUCUUGUUAAAACAAAAGAAUGUUUUAGAAGAAUCAGUUGUUGAAAAAUAUAGAGUUGCUGGACAAAUAACUCAAACAGCUUUAGCUUAUAUUACUUCAUUAAUUAACAGUUCAUAUCAUUUACAAACAACUCCAAAAUUAACAGUUCAACAAUUAUGUUUAUUAACUGAUUCAUUUUUAAUGAAAUUAUUAUCUCGUCAAUAUGUCAAUAAAGUUAAUGAAAAAGGUAUUGCUCAUCCAACCACUAUAAAUGUUAAUCAAUUAGUUAAUGGAUUUUCGCCUGAAAUUGAUGAUGAAAGAGAAUUUUUUUUUAAUGAAGGGGAUGUUUUAACUAUUAGUUUAGGGGUUCAAAUUGAUGGUUAUACUUCUCAAGUCAGUCAUACUUUAGUUAUUUAUCCACCAUCAUCAGAAGAUAAAUCAAAACCAGCAGGUCCAUUAUUAGGAAAUAAUGCUGAUGCAUUAUGUGCUUGUCAUCUUGCUACUGAAUCAGUUGUUGUUUUAUUAGGAUGUGCAUUAUCUCCAGAAAAAUUACCAGCAUACUUGAAAAAUUCAAAUAAUACCAUCACUGGUACUCAAAUUCGUCAAUUGGUUGAUGCUAUUGCUGAUUCAUUCAAUUGUAUUGUUGUUCCAGGUUCUAAGAUUAGAAGAGUUAGAAGAUUUUUGGCUGGUCAAGCUGAAGGUAUUGUUGCUGAACGUGAUUUCAAAGGUGUUGUUUGGGAUGAAUCUCAUCAAGAAGCUCGUUUAUUGAAACAAUCCAGUAGUAAUUCUACUGAUUUAAUAUUAUCCCUUGAAACUAAUAAACCAGUCAACACAAACAACUCAUCAGCUAUUCCAACUGAUGAUUUUGUUGUUGUUCCAGGUGAAGUUUAUCAAAUUGAUAUCCGUAUGGCUGGAUUAUCUGAAGUUAAUGAAGUUGGUAUUGUCACCACUGAAGAAAUUGAUCAUUUCACUGGUAAAAACAAUAAGGAAAAUGAUUUCAAUAGUAAAAGUUCUAUAUUUAUUCGUGAUUUUGCUGUUACUCAUCAAUUAAGAUUGAAAACUUCCAGAAAAUUAUUGGGAGAAAUCGAUAAGAAAUUUUCAGUUUAUCCAUUCAAAUUAGAUUAUGCUAGUAAUAGUUUCCCAAUCAAUUUGGAAGGUUCAGAAGAUGAUAUCAAAGCUCAAAUUAUGGCAAUUACUCAAGAUAUGAAAUCUAAUAGAUUAGGUGCUGCUGAAUUGAGUAACCGUCAUUUGAUUCAACCUAAACCAAUUCAAGUUACUAAAUUCAUUCCAUUGAAAGAAAUCUUGUUAAGUGCUAAUCCUACUGGUAAACAUGGUAUUGAUGCCGCAAAACCUGUUUUACCAGGUAUGGAAAUCCCAUUACCAAACUUGGGUGUUUCUUCAUUGAAAUUGAAAGCAUUAUUGAAAACAGGUGUUAAUAUCAGUAAUGUCAGAGAAUCCACUACUGUUGCUAUUAAUGAAAACAAUCAAGAAUUGAUCAGAUUAACUGGUGGUGAAUCCACUUGUAAAUCUAAUUGGAUCCACUCACAAUACAAAUUACCAAAUGAAUUGAAUGAAACCAUAAGUCAAUUAGUUCAAUUGAGUCAAGACAAGAGAUUUGGUAUCAAAAUCAAAGAAGUUGUACCUUAUAAGAUGCAACAAACUAAUAUGGCUGUAGAAUCCAUGCAAAUAGAUUAG